AUGCCCAGAGACGAUCUCUCCAUUGAUUUUGUCAAGAGGAUGCCUCAAGCAGAACCUCUUGACCCUGGGUUGAUCUUGGACGACUGGAUCAACCGCGUCCAGAACCUUCCCGAAGAAAUUCGCUUCAUGCACGAAGAGAUAACCGACAAAGAUCGCCAAUACAACGAAUGCAUCCGCAUGAUAGAAGACCGCGAUGGAAAGAUACAAAAAUGGAUCAAGUCCAACGGCAGCCACGAGCCUAAUCCGAAGGAAGAGUUGUUACGUGCUCAGAUUCGUGACAAUUUCGCAAAGGCAGACCGGCUUGCUCAAGACAAGAUCGCAUUGACACAGAAGCUUCAGUUGACCAUGGACAAGCAUCUACGAAGUAUUGAUAUCCAAAUCAAGCUCUUGUACGACCGAGCCGAACCAGGCUUUACCGAUCCCGACGAAGUGCCAUCCCUACUACGUGCCAGCGCUGCAAACCAUACUGCGCCAUCGAUCCGAGCCAUCAACCCUUCCGCAAGUCUUACCGACACCGCCCCCCCGGCUGCGACAAUAACCGCAACUCACAGUAAUCCUGCGACUACCAGACUUCCUGCACAUCCUCAUAUUCGACUUGCCCAGCCUCAACAAAAUGGACCUCAACACUCUGCUUCUGCCCCAGCCACGCCCGCAGCUAGCAUGAUCCUCAAUAGACAACGCGAAAGCUCGGCAAGCCCGGCGAUGAAGCGUGGUCCGCGAGCAAAUACAGGUCCAGGCAACGCGCCUACCACAUCCAGCGGCCUGGCUAGGCAUUCCUCGCUUGGUCCCGGGACGUCAAAGAAUGCAUCUGCUUCAGGCGCUGGAGGCGUCGUACGGGCUGGCAGUGCUGGCCCUCGAUCUACCUCUGUCAAGGCGGGCUCGAACGCUGGCAGCCGCCGGGGCACGCCGACUGCGGUAUCACGAAAGAAACCACCCAACAAAUCCUACUUGUCACGUGUAAAGAAAGCUUCGGCGCGGAACUCGCCAGCUUCCACUGCAGACAGCGAUUUGUCCGAAGCAGAAAGCCUGAGUGGCGAAGAAGAAGAAGCCGGAGAUGGUCGACCAAGGGGCACUCCCACGGUUGAUGGCAAGGAUGCCGAGGGGGAUCAUCCGGUUGGAGAUGCUGACGAUGACGAGGAGGAUGGCGGCGAUGACAAGAAGUAUUGCCUGUGCCAUAACGUAAGCUAUGGCGACAUGGUCGCUUGUGACAACGACAAUUGCCCUUAUGAGUGGUUCCAUUGGUCUUGUGUCGGGUUAAAGAGCGAACCUAAUGGUACUUGGUACUGUCCGGUUUGUGCUGAAAAGUUUCAGCGCAAAGCAAAAUAA
Messenger RNA from Metarhizium acridum CQMa 102, 1326 nucleotides. RefSeq lists its product as uncharacterized. The record is from RefSeq and is a predicted model, not a curated record. Lineage: Eukaryota; Fungi; Ascomycota; Sordariomycetes; Hypocreales; Clavicipitaceae.